AUGCGUGUGACUCAUGCUUGUGAGCUCAGCUUUGGGUGGAGGCCGCCAGCCCGACGAAGGAGGAGGAGCCGGAGCUGCGCCUCACGGAGACCCUGCGCUUUGCCGAGGCGGGCCCUUUUUGCUCGAGCUGAUGCGAGUUUUUCCUUAAAGACGAGCCCCUCACCAGCACGGCUCCGGCAGUCGAAUUCCUCGAGCGGUUGCUUCUGUUUUACAUCCCAUUGCCAGGACCUCACCAAGGCUGCAGAGGAGGGAAAUCUGGAUCCACUGGUCGGCCGUGAAGUGCAGCUGGAGCGGACGAUCCGAAUCCUGGGCAGGCGGUCCAAGAACAAUCCUGUCUUCGUGGGCGAAGCUGGGGUUGGUAAAACCUCCAUCGCUUGCGGGCUCGCGCAGCGAAUCGUGCAGGGUCGUGUGCCCCCAACGCUUCGUAACAAGCGGGUCCUGAGUCUCGACCUUGCGCUCCUCCUUGCCGGCACCAGGUACCGUGGGGACUUUGAAGAGCGCCUGCGGGCAGUGGUGAAGGAAGUCUCGGAGAGCAAUCGGAGGGUGAUCCUCGUGAUCGAUGAGGUUCACACGCUUGUUGGUGCUGGCAGCAGCGGAGGUGAGGGUGGCGGCAUGGAUGCAGCUAACCUCCUCAAGCCCGCACUGGCAAGGGGGCAGCUGCAAUGCAUCGGAGCGACCACGCUCGACGAGUACCGGCAGUACAUUGAGAAGGAUCCAGCCCUCGAGCGCCGUUUCCAGCCGGUCUUGGUGCCCGAGCCGACCGAGGACGAAACCGAGCAGAUCUUGCUGGGUCUGGCGCCGAAGUACGAGCGCCACCACCAGCUUAGAUACGAGCCGGAGAGCAUCCGAGCUGCAGUGCGCCUGGCCGCACAGUACAUCAACGACAGGUUCCUACCCGACAAGGCCAUCGAUGUUAUGGAUGAGGCAGGUGCAAAGGUUCGGCAGCAGCUCUUCCUGGAGGCCGAGCGGGAAGAGGAGAUGGCGGAGCGGCGGAAGCUCGAAGAGGAGUUGGAUUCUCUCAAGGAGCAGAAGGGAAUCGCUGUCUCCAAGGAGGAGUUUCAGGAGGCCCAGCGACUCAAGAACCGACAGGAAGAAAUCGAGCUCCGUCUCCGGUCUCUGGAGAAACCCGUGCAGAGCUGUGCGACAGACUUGCCGAAAGGCGCUGAUGAGGAGAAGCUCCGGCUUUUGCGGGCGCGAGUGGAGGAAGCUGUCGCUGCAGAGAGAUUCGACGAGGCGUCGGAGCUGAAAGCCAAGGAGCGCGAGGUUCUGGGUUGGUCCAAGGGCACGGAGGAGGCGUGGGUUACCGAGACCGACGUAGCCCAGGUGGUGGCCAGCUGGACAGGCAUCGCUGUGGAACAAGUCUCGGCCACAGAGUCGGCGCGACUCAUGAAACUCGAGCAAGAGCUCGCAAAGAGUGUUGUGGGGCAGUCAGAGGCUGUCAGCAGCGCAUCCCGAGCCUUGCGGCGUGCGCGGGCGGGCCUUCGGAACCCUUCACGGCCAAUCGCCGCAUUGAUGUUUUGUGGCCCGACUGGCGUGGGGAAGACUGCUCUGUGCAAGACUUUGGCAUCCUGCUUCUUCGGAUCUGAAGAUUCCAUGAUCCGCUUGGACAUGAGCGAGUUUAUGGAGAAGCACACGGUCUCGAAGCUCAUCGGCGCACCGCCUGGGUAUGUGGGCUAUGGCGAGGGUGGGACCCUCACCGAGUCAGUUCGCCGGAGGCCCUACUCUUUGGUCCUCUUUGACGAAGUGGAGAAGGCUCACCCAGACGUCUUCAACACAUUGCUGCAGCUCUUGGACGAUGGGCGCUUGACGGACUCCAAGGGCAGAGUUGUGUCCUUCAGCAACACGCUGGUUGUCAUGACAUCCAACAUUGGGAGCCGCAGCGUCCAGAAAGGUGCAGGUGGCGGUGUCGGCCUGGGCUUUGGCACGAUGGAGGACUCGGAAGAGCAGAGCUACCAGGUCAUCCGAGAGCUUGUUCACGAGGAAAUGAAGAGCUUCUUCCGCCCGGAGUUUCUCAAUCGUUUAGACGAGAUCUGUGUCUUCCGACCGCUCACAAAGGAAAACAUCCGCGCUAUUGCUGAGGUGGAGUUCAACAAGGUGGCAGCACGACUCCUCGAG
Molecule: messenger RNA, 2115 nt
Organism: Symbiodinium sp. CCMP2592
Lineage: Eukaryota; Dinophyceae; Suessiales; Symbiodiniaceae
Source: the annotation of a GenBank genome assembly